This is a messenger RNA of Homalodisca vitripennis (glassy-winged sharpshooter), 516 nucleotides long. Its product is annotated as extensin-like. NCBI's taxonomy places the organism in Eukaryota, Metazoa, Arthropoda, Insecta, Hemiptera, Cicadellidae. The record is from RefSeq and is a predicted model, not a curated record. The transcript has a single exon. Bases 1 to 516 code for a protein of 171 amino acids.
AUGCCCCAAGUACAAGGCAGAGCGCCAGAAAACACCUACGCAGCCGCAGCCAAGGCUGGGAAGCCAACACCUGCCCCGGCGAAGACGCAGCCGCCAAAGGCACGAGGAUGCCCUCCCCCACCGCCUCCAGUCGCCGAAGCCGCCAGCCCUGACUCCUCCAUUGACAGCCAGGACGAGGAUGACGGCUUUGAGACCGUCAGUCGCCGCCGCCACCGACUUCCACGGAACCCCAAAAAACCGUGGAGGCCGCUCACCGGCGAGGGCCAAGGAUUCGAAGCCCCCCCCCACCACCAGCUGCCCGACAACCUGAGAGGCCCAAGGAGCCGACCACAGCCCCCGAGCGCAGACCCAGACCGACUCCUAGACUUCGCCUGGAAGUGCCGAAGCCAGCUCAGGCCACCACUGUUCAUGCCACCACUGCUCAGGCCACCACUGCCACCUCCGCCCCUGCCCCACAACCCACCCGGGACACACCCACGGCCUCACAGCCCGCCGCCCACCUGCAUCAGGAACUAA